CCGGCGCGGACCGGAAGCGAGCGGGCGGCGGCGCGCGGAGCGGAGCGCGGCCGGGAGCGCGGGGGAAGCGCCAUGGGGGACAGCGACGACGAGUACGACCGGCGCCGGCGGGACAAGUUCCGUCGGGAGCGCAGCGACUACGACCGCUCGCGGGAGAGGGACGAGCGGCGGCGUGACGACUGGAGCGACCGAGACUGGGAUCGGGGCCGGGAGCGCCGCAGCCGGGGCGAGUACCGGGAUUACGACCGGACACGCCGGGAGCGGUUCUCGCCCCCUCGCCACGAGCUCAGCCCCCCCCAGAAACGCCUGCGCCGCGACUGGGAUGAGCACAGCGGGGAUCCCUACCACAGCGGCUACGACAUGCCCUACAGCGGGGGGGGCGCCGGCCCCACCUACGGCCCCCCCCAGCCCUGGGGGCACCCCGAGAUGCACGUCAUGCAGCACCACAUCCUGCCCAUCCAGGCCAGCAGACUGGGGAACAUCGCGGAGGUGGACCUGGGCAUGGCCCCCCCGGUGAUGAAGAGCUUCAAGGAGUUCCUGCUCUCCCUGGACGACGCCGUGGACGAGACGGAGGCGGUGAAGCGAUACAACGACUACAAGCUCGAUUUCCGCCGCCAGCAGAUGCAGGAUUUCUUCCUGGCCCAUAAAGACGAGGAGUGGUUCCGCUCCAAGUACCACCCGGACGAGGCGGGGAAGCGGAAGCAGGAGGCGCAGGCGGCCCUGAGGAACCGCCUCAACGUCUUCCUCUACCUCUCGGAGAACGGCUGGUUCGACAACCUGCUCCUGGACAUCGACCGCGCCCCCGCCAUCAUCAAAACCCUCGAUGCCGCGGUGAUUAAGAUGGAAGGGGGGACGGAGAACGACCUGCGCAUCCUGGAGCAGGAGGAGGAGGAGGAGCGGCAGGAGAAGGCCGAAGCGGCCAAGAAGGAGGAAGCCCGACCCCCUGACGCCGACCGCAAGGAGAAGGAGGAGAAGGAGGAGGGAAAGAAGGGCGAGGGGGAGGCGCCGAGCGAGGAAAAGGCCAAGAAGGGGCCGGAGGAGGAGGAGGAGAAGGAGAAGGGACGGAAGGAGGAGGAAGGGGACAAGGAGGGCAAGAAGGCCAGCAAGAAGCGGCCGCGGCAGCGCAACGGGGACGACAGCGACGAGGGCAGCGCCAGCGACUCCGAGAGCGAGGGCGAGGGCGGCCGCGGGGACAAGGACGAGGAGAAGGGGAAGGAGGAAAAGGCCCGUGAGGAAGAGGGGGGGCCGGCGGCGCCGAAGGCCAAGGAGAAGGAGAGCGGGGGGGGGACGGAGCCCAAACCUCGCCCCCUCCACAAAACCUGCUCCCUCUUCAUGCGCAACAUCGCGCCCAACAUCUCCCAGGCCGAGAUCGUGGCGCUCUGCAAGCGCUACCCCGGCUUCAUGCGCGUGGCUCUGUCGGACCCCCAGCCCGAGAGGAGGUUUUUCCGGCGGGGGUGGGUCACCUUCGACCGCAGCGUCAACAUCAAGGAGAUCUGCUGGAGCCUGCAGAACAUCCGGCUGCGGGACUGCGAGCUGAGCCCCGGCGUGAACCGGGACCUGACGCGCCGCGUGCGCAACGUGAGCGGCAUCACGCAGCACCGCCCCAUCGUGCGCAACGACAUCAAGCUGGCGGCGCGGCUGGUGCACGCCCUGGACGGCCGCGCCCAGCUCUGGGCCACGCCCGGCCACGCCCUCGGGGGGGCCGCGCCCCCGGGGGGCGGGGGGACGGCGGGGACGACGGGGGACGCGCCACCCCCCGCCUCCGCCACCCCCCAGAACCCCGAAGGGGGGGACGGGGACGCUGCCGCCGCCGCCGGGGCGGUGGGGUGGCAGAACCCGGUGCUGAAGCACAUCACGGAUUACCUGAUCGAGGAGGUGAGCGCGGAGGAGGAGGAGCUGCUGGGCCGCGGCGGGGGCGACGCCGAGGAGGGGCCGCGCGAGGCCAACCCCGCCGAGGUCACCGUCGAGCGCGACGAGAAGCUCCUCAAGGUGCUGGACCGGCUGCUGCUCUACCUGCGCAUCGUGCACUCGGUGGAUUACUACAACACCUCCGAGUACCUCAACGAGGACGAGAUGCCCAACCGCUGCGGCAUCGUGCACGUGCGGGGCCCCCUGCCCCCCAACCGCGUCUCCCACGGAGAGGUGGCGGAGUGGCAGAAGAGCUUCGAGGAGCGGCUGGGGCCGCUGCUGGCGGGGCGCGAGGCGCUGCCCGAGGAGGAGGCGCAACGCCUGGGCCGCAAGGACCCCGAGCAGGAGCUGGAGAAGUUCGUCACCGCCAACACCCAGGAGCUGGGCAAGGACAAGUGGCUCUGUCCCCUCAGCGGCAAGAAGUUCAAGGGCCCCGAGUUCGUGCGCAAGCACAUCUUCAACAAGCACGGGGAGAAGAUGGGCGCCGUGCGCAAGGAGGUUUUGUUCUUCAACAACUUCCUCAUGGACCCCAAGCGCCCGGCGCUGCCCGAGGGCAAGGGGGGGCCCCCCCCCGGCCCCGCCCAGGGCCUGGCCCCGGGGCUGCCCUACCCCCCCCAGACGCCGCAGGGGAUGAUGCCCUACGGGCAGCCCCGGCCCCCCAUCCUGGGCUACGGAGGCGGCCCCCCCUACCCCCCCGGGCCCUACGCCGCCGGUCGGGGCAACUACGACACCUUCCGGGGCCAGGGGGGCUACCUCAACAAACCCCGCAGCAGGAUGGUUCGGGGCGACCCCCGGGCGAUCAUCGAGUACCGCGACCUGGACGCCCCCGAGGACGUCGACUUCUUCUAGCGCCCCUCCCCCCCCCGCCCCCCCACCCCCUUUUGAUACGCCCCUCCCCCACCCCCCACCCCCUUUGUACAUCAACCCCCCCCCCCCAGCCCCCCACCCCCCAAUAAAUGGCCCCCCUGUGGGGCAGCACCCACUCGA
Molecule: messenger RNA, 2895 nt
Organism: Chroicocephalus ridibundus (black-headed gull)
Lineage: Eukaryota; Metazoa; Chordata; Aves; Charadriiformes; Laridae
Gene: SRRT
Product: serrate, RNA effector molecule
Exons: 20
Coding region: 73-2757 (894 amino acids)
Biological process (GO): primary miRNA processing; mRNA processing
Cellular component (GO): nuclear body
Molecular function (GO): nucleic acid binding
Source: RefSeq, a predicted model, not a curated record